Molecule: messenger RNA, 1989 nt
Organism: Anoplopoma fimbria (sablefish)
Lineage: Eukaryota; Metazoa; Chordata; Actinopteri; Perciformes; Anoplopomatidae
Gene: aurka
Product: aurora kinase A
Exons: 9
Coding region: 301-1578 (425 amino acids)
Biological process (GO): regulation of cytokinesis; protein phosphorylation; mitotic spindle organization
Cellular component (GO): chromosome passenger complex; spindle midzone; spindle pole centrosome
Molecular function (GO): ATP binding; protein kinase activity
Source: RefSeq, a predicted model, not a curated record
UGAAAUCAAACAAGCAGUGGUCGGAGGUGCUGCGUUAGCUAGCUAGCCACAUUUGUAGUUCGGGUUGAUCCGUAUUGAGCAGCGUUUACGUUUUCUUUACGACACCGAACUGGUUUUUGAAAAGGAGUUUAAAAAGCCUAAAGUUACUCUGCAAUGUUUAUGUAGUCGCGUUCAUCAGGUUUUAGCUGCUAGCUAGCGGUCACGUUACGGCUAAGCUAGCUCCCUGUUUGAGAGCUAGCGUCUCUCUGGGUUUAACUUCUGGGUUAAUCAUCCGUGUUUGUGCAAGAACACGUUGAGAACAUGGACUCCUCUGCAAGGCUCAAGCUGACUAAGGACAUGAAGCUUCAAAGGCCUGAAGUGAAGUUGAACGGUGACGGGCCAAAGCGGAUUCCUGUCCAACAUCAGUCACAGGUUGCUGUAGUUACACCAACUCCGCAUCAGCGGGUUCUAGGUGUGUCAAAUGGACCUCAGCGCAUUCAGCGGCCUAUGACUCACCAGAAACCAGCAUCUCACGUCUCGGUUGCUGUCAAGUCCACUCGCCCCACUGAUCAGAAUGUGAACCCUGCUACUCAGAAUGGAAACCGUGCACCGCAGCCCAAACGUAUUUCUCAACAAAGUCAACCAAAGACAAAUGUGCCCAAGGUGAACCUGGAGCCGGCCAAACCGCCAUCAGAACCGGCAAAGCUGGAGAAGCCACAGAGCAAACCUGCAAAGAAUGAUUCAAACGACUCUGCAUCUAACAGGCGGUGGAGCCUGGAGAAUUUUGACAUUGGCCGUCCCUUAGGAAAGGGUAAAUUUGGCAAUGUCUACCUGGCCAGAGAGCGACAGAGUAAGUUCAUCUUGGCCCUGAAGGUGCUCUUCAAGAAGCAGCUGGAGAAGGCGGGAGUGGAGCACCAGCUGAGGAGGGAAGUGGAGAUCCAGUCUCACCUCAGGCACCCCAAUAUCCUGCGCCUCUACGGUUACUUCCAUGACUCGUCGCGUGUCUAUCUCAUCCUGGAGUUUGCACCCAAGGGUGAACUGUACAGCGAGCUGCAGCGCUGUGGCUGUUUUCCAGAGGCCAGAAGUGCCACAUACAUCAUGGAGCUGGCAGAUGCACUCAACUAUUGCCACACCAAGAAGGUGAUCCACAGGGACAUAAAACCAGAGAACCUGUUACUGGGGGCCAACGGGGAACUAAAGAUUGCAGACUUUGGCUGGUCCGUUCACACUCCCUCCUCCAGGAGAUCUACGCUCUGUGGCACGCUGGACUACUUGCCCCCGGAGAUGAUUGAGGGGAAAACUCAUGAUGAAAAGGUGGAUCUGUGGAGUCUGGGCGUCCUUUGCUACGAGUUCCUGGUUGGAAAACCCCCCUUUGAAACAAAAAGUCACGAGGAGACCUACCGCAAGAUAUCAAGGGUGGAGUACACUUACCCCUCACAGGCCAAUAUCAGUGCUGGAGCCAAAGACUUGGUUGCUAGGCUGCUGAAGCACAACCCAAUGCACAGACUGCCCAUCCAGGGAGUCCUGACCCACCCAUGGGUGGUCGAGAGCGCCACCAAGAAACCCACAACCCUGACCCAGGAAGAGCUCAGCCAGUGAGCCUCUCUGUCCCCUUCAAACCAACACCUGAGGUCUGUACAUGUGAGGGCGCACUAGUGCAGAACACCAAAGCUGUACCAAGGUGUGAAACAUGAACACCAGUGUGCAGCUGAUUUAUCAUAAAUCUGCUUGUACUACAAUAUUGACUAUGAAAUCACUUCAUGUUGAUGUUUCUGUCUGCAGGCAUCUUGAGCCACUUGGUUGACUUUUUUUUUUCCCCUUCCUCUUUUAUUAUCCUUUUCCUUGUUUCGCAUAUGGCAUCUUCUUGCCUGUAAAUAUUUCGCUGUUAUUUUGUGUAAUUAUGAAAAUUUAUUGAGCUUUUCUAAAAUGCCAUUACUUGAAAUAAAAGAUAAGUUAUCUUUCGUGUAAUAUGUCACUUUGGAAUAAAACAGUAUAUGUCUUUCAGUGAAA